ACAGCUUAUUGAGGACAGUUCUAAAUCAAAUAAAAACAUCACAAGCGAUUUUCAUGAUCCCUAUUAUGUUGUUAAAAUUAUUGUAAUUUUGCAAGGGGUUUGUAAAGCUAUGAUCGGAGCUGCACUGGUCUUCAGGAUCCUUCCUCGUGAGUCUUGUUUGUGUAGAUUGGGGUCGAGCUGAAGUGACCCUCACGAGUUCCUGCUGAAUGGAGAAGUUCACUGGUUUCUGCUGUAAUCAUUAACAGAGUCAUCGGAUGAGCUCCAGGUCGCUUCGCAAACACUCUUUGUGAGGGAAGAUCUUCUGAGGCGUUCCUGAUCUCAUCCAACAGACAUUUCAACAUUCCUCCCAUAGUUCAGAGUGUGUGUCACACACACCUGUCUGUCUGACCCUCAUCAGACUCGGUGUAAUCAUGUCCAACAUUGAGAUUCUGUUCUGUCCAAUGAUUGUUUUUAACUUUCAGGUUAUCAAAUUUGCAAGCUAGUUUUCCUCCGGGCUGAGCAGUGAUUUUAAAUAUGCAAAAUAACAAACGAGAGGCAUUCGGUCUGAUAUCCAGCGAGUAACUUCAUCUGGAAACAUCAUUUCCCUGCGUCUACAAACACGAUGCAAAUCAUGUUCCCUCCGCUUGAGCUGGACGGUGUGUUUAUGUCUGUGAUUCCAGGAUUUCAUGUUUUAUUGAUGACAUUAUAAACAGCAAUGAUUUGAAGGCUUUAUAUUCUAUGCAACAUGAUUCAGCUUAAGCUCAUUCAUGUCCAAUCCUCAUUUCUGGGGAAAUAUUUUUGUUUUCAGUUUGUAAUUUUAAAGUGCGAUCAAUAUUUCUCUCUUAUUUUGAAGGAACAGGGACAUUCUGAGUAUUAGUGAGCUGGUUUCACAGUAAGGAGGUGUUUUGGCCCCUGAGGGACUCUGGGUUUCAGGUGCCAUUCGGUCUCCUGUGAAUGAUAUUAGCCAGCUAUCCAUGUCCAUGAUGACCAACACACGCUAAAGACAGAUGCUCAGACACUACUGUGUCUCAUUCAGUCUCUUAUCUCUGUGAGGAAGCGCCUCGUGUGUAAAAUAAACUAAUAUAAUAAUAAGAGAACCGGCCGCGAGGCUCCGCCCACAGCGCUGACGUCCCUCAUUUCAAAUAUCACCCCACUGCAGAGCCACGCCCCCCGCGACUUCAUUCAUAUGGAUGGUUUUUGCCCCGGUCCCGUCACUGAUCACAAGAGCGCGGUAACGUUAUCAUCGUCGUCGUCUUGACUCGCUGUUAAUCCUCAGAUAUUGGAACCGGUGACCCGGAGAGUGUGUGUGAUCGAUCAGGUGAUGGAGAUUCGGAUCGGCGCUCGGCUCGGAUUCAUCUGCUCGGUUCUUCUGCUUCACGGUGUUCACGGAGCCCGUGCAGCCGUCUGCAGACAGGAUCAGUUCAGCUGUGCAAACGGGAAAUGCAUCACCAGCCGCUGGGUUUGUGACGAGACGGACGACUGCGGCGACGGGAGCGACGAGCUGUCCGAGUCCUGCAGCCAGAAGAAGUGUUCGUCGGUUCAGUUCAGCUGCGGCGGGCGUCUCAAUCAGUGCGUGUCCACCAGGUGGCGCUGCGAUGGGAAGUCUGACUGCGAGAACGGCGCGGACGAGCAGGGCUGCGUGCUGAAGAACUGCACAGACGAGGAGUUCCGCUGCCGCAGCGGUCAGUGCGUGUCGCUGUUGUUCGUGUGCGACUCCGAGUCCGACUGCAGCGACGGCAGCGACGAGGCGUCUUGUCCCGCGCCCACCUGCGGCCCCGGAUCCUUCCAGUGCAAUAACUCUGUGUGCGUGCCGCAGCUCUGGGCCUGCGACGGCGACGCCGACUGCGCAGACGGCUCUGACGAGUGGCCGCAGAGCUGCCCGGCCGGCACGGGUCAGCAGCCGCAGACGGUCUGCCGUGACGAGUUCCUGUGCGCCAGCGGCGAGUGCAUCCACAGCAGCUGGAGGUGCGACGGAGCUGCCGACUGCGCAGACGGCUCAGACGAGCACAACUGCACUGCGCUCACCUGCCGUCCGGAUGAGUUCCUGUGUAACGACGGCAGCUGCGUCCCGGGACUGCGUCAGUGUGACGGGAAUCCCGACUGCCCGGAUCGCAGCGAUGAGACGGACUGCUUUACUGUGCAUGCGUGUGACGGGCCGAGCAGGUUUAAGUGCGGCAGUGGCGUGUGCAUCAGCGCAGACAGAGUGUGUGACGGUCAGAGAGACUGCCGCGACGGCUCAGAUGAGCCUCUCAAAGACUGCAACACUAACGAGUGCCUCACUAACAACGGCGGCUGUUCCCACACGUGCAGCGACCUGAAGAUGGGAUACGAGUGUGUGUGUCCGGCCGGAUUUCACCUGAUCAACCGCACACACUGUGACGACGUGGACGAGUGUGCAGACGCAGACAGAUGCACUCAGAUCUGUAUAAACCUGCCGGGCAGCUUCAGGUGUGACUGUAAAGAUGGGUUUGAGCUGGAUCACAUGACCAAAGACUGCAAAGCGGUAACAGGAUCCGACGCGUUCCUGCUCUUCAGCACGCGGCACGAGGUGAGGAAGAUGGCGCUGGGCAGCCGGACGUACACGGCGCUGAUCCGCCGGCAGAAGAACGUGGUGGCGCUGGACGUCGACGUUCACAGAGACACCAUCUUCUGGUCAGACGUGAGCCUGAAGAAGAUCUACAGCGCCGCGGCCGCUGACCCCGCCCACCACAGCACUGUGAUUGACAGCCGGAUCUCCCGCCCCGAGGGUCUGGCGGUGGACUGGGUCCACGGGAACAUCUACUGGACGGACAGCGAGCUGCAGACCGUGUCGGUGGCUACGGCAGACGGCAGCAAACGCAAGACGCUGGUCAGCGAGGGUCUGCAGCGUCCGCGCGCGAUCGUCGUGGACCCGCAGCGCAACUUCAUGUUCUGGACGGACUGGGGCGAGCCGGCGCGGAUCGAGAAGAGCGGCCUGAACGGCGCGGACCGGACUCCUCUGGUGACCGACCACAUCGCCUGGCCCAACGGCAUCACGCUCGAUGUUCUGACCGGCCGUCUCUACUGGGUCGACUCGAAGCUACACACACUGUCCAGCAUCGGUGUGAACGGAGACGGACGACACACACUGAUCCAGGACCAGCACACGCUGCCGCACCCGCUGGCGCUCGCCGUCUUCGAGGAGAAAGUCUUCUGGACUGACGUGUCCAACAGCGGCAUCUGGAGCGCCAGCCGUGUGACGGGGCGAGACGUGUCCGCCGUGGCCGAGCAUCUGCAGUCGCCCGAGGACAUCGUGCUCCAUCACAGCCUGAGACAGCCGUCCGGACAGGACUGGUGCAGAGAUGCAGCGACGCUCAACGGCGGCUGUGAGUUCCUGUGUCUGCCGGCGCCGCAGAUCAACACACGCUCGCCCAAAUACACCUGCGCCUGUCCAGAUCACCUGACCCUGGCCACCGACAUGAGGACGUGUGUGUCCGGUGUGAACGCCACAGCGCCGCCGCAGGUGACCAGCGGAAUCACAGCCGGACGCUCCGGACAGACGCCUGACCAUCAGCAGCCGGACGCCACACAGACGGGCUCUCGCAGCGGAAAUAAUGCAGAACAAGAGCCGGUUUCCAGCCCUUCCCAGCAUCCCACGGUCCUGUACAUCACACUUCCCAUCGUUGCCAUGUGUCUGCUGGUGGUUGGCAGCGUGUUGCUAUGGAGACACUGGCGGAUGAAGAACACCAACACCAUCCACUUCACCAACCCAGUGUACCAGAAGAAGACCGACGACACCGUGCACAUCUUCAGGAGCCCUAGUCUGGACGGAUACUCGCAUCCUUCGUGUCAGAUGAUCAGUAUGGAUGAAGACGCAGCCUGACGCUCCUCCAGAAGCUCCUCCAGAAGCUCAAGGUCACUUUAAUGCUGCUCUGAAGCUUUAACAGUCAGCUGAAGGAAACUCUCGUCCUCAUGUGUGAAAACUCCAGGAUCAGCCCUGAUUUCUAUAAUGAUAUAAGGAAUGAAGACACACACACACACACACACAUGUUUGUUUUUGUGAAAAGUGGGGACUCUCCAUAGGCGUAAUGGUUUUUAUACUGUACUUACUGUAUGUGCUAUUGCCCUACACCAACCCUACACCUAAACCUACCCCUUACAGGAGACUUUCUGCUAUUUCAGAUUUUCAAUACACUCCAUUCUGAGUGAUUUAUAAGCGUUUUGAAAAGUGGGGACAUGGAGUAAUGUCCUGAAAAGUCACCUUCUCCUUGUAAUACCUGCCAUACCCUCGUCAUUAUACACAUCUAUGUCCUGAUUUGUCACAAAAACGCGCACACACACACUCUCUCACACACACACACACACACUCCUGACUAACGGACAUCAUCACAGGUGAAGAGCAGAAGAUCUCAACAGAGAUUCUUCAGGAGUCUGUGGCUUUGCUACAAACAUGCCGCUGUUUUCAUUUAUGAUUUGUAAGCUUUUAAGAUCCUCUUAUUGAAGGUAUUACCACUUUGAUAUUUAAAUGAUCCUUGUAAAUAUUUGUGAUUAUGUGGAGGGCAGACAGGUGUCUCUCUCUCUUCUUGCACUAUAUAUGUUGACUGUCACAGACUUUAUUUAUGUUCUCCUUCACAGACACUUGAACAAUCUGUUUGACUCUGUUUUGCUGAAGUAUGUGUGAAUGCACAGCGCUGCUCGAGUAACAGUGACUCGUUCUGUUACUGCUGUGCUUCGUUUGCUCAGGCGUGUAGAUUGAGUUCUGGGCCUUACACAUGAUGGUGCCUGUGCAUUGUGUGUCAUAAUGUUUGAAUGCCUUUGAUGCCUUCGGUGCUCAGGGAGAUCCAGGUGACCUCUGACCUCACCUGUCCGUUAGAGUCGCACGUUUGCGUUCUGUUGUUGUAGCGCACGGCUUGUUUAUUAGCAGGCUUGUGCGGUAUGUUAUCUGAAGGAUCGGGGCGUUUUUAUCACAAACGCUCCUCAAACAUCUGCAGCUUAGUCUCUGUAGAUACUUGCCUUUAUCACACCGUCUUGAACCCAAGACCUUGUACGAAGAACACUCUUAUUUAUUGUCUAUAUGUGUGAUUUUGUUGAAUUUCUGGCUUUUAUCAUUUAAAUGUAUAGUUUAUCAGAUGUGAUGUUGAAAUGUCCUCCAGGAACUGAUGUGCACUACCGAGGGAACGAACCUGUGCGUCAUUCAGGUACUUUUAUACGUUUAUGAAGGAUGAAACACGAAUGUGAAGAAGCUCUUGGACCAAACCGGUGAAUCUUGACUGGGUUCUGGUUCAGUUACUGCUGAUGAGUCACUUGAGGUCAGUUUGACUCGUGGAGAUCAGAUGAACCUUUAUCUCAGGACUGAUGGUCCAGUGAUCCGAAUGUUCUACAUGUUUAGAGAAACAAAUAACACCCAAAGAAACAACUCCGCUGUUUUUGACAUUGUUUUUCAAUAAAUGCACAUUUUGAACCCAGAAA
Molecule: messenger RNA, 5406 nt
Organism: Onychostoma macrolepis
Lineage: Eukaryota; Metazoa; Chordata; Actinopteri; Cypriniformes; Cyprinidae
Gene: ldlrb
Product: low density lipoprotein receptor b
Exons: 18
Coding region: 1301-3820 (839 amino acids)
Molecular function (GO): calcium ion binding; protein binding
Source: RefSeq, a predicted model, not a curated record